AUGUUCUCCGCCGACUAUCCUCCAUCGCCCACCCCGUCCGAAGCAGACAUGGAUGCUAUGACUGCGCAUGUCGAAAACAGGCCCUAUCAUGAGGCUUUCAUGCGCGAGGCUAUCAACAUGGCCGAGCUGGCACUUGCCUCUGAUGAGACGCCUGUUGGUUGUGUAUUUGUUCAUGAUGGCAAAGUCAUCGCCCAGGGCAUGAACGGCACCAACGUUACCAUGAAUGAGACGGACCUGUAUGUCACUGUUGAGCCAUGCAUCAUGUGUGCCUCCGUGCUGCGCCAGUUCCGCAUCCGCGCCGUCUACUUUGGCUGCCUCAACGACCGCUUCGGUGGCUGUGGUGGACCUCCAUACAAGAUCUACGGCGGCAUCUACAGAGCCGAGGCCAUCAUGCUACUUCGCCGCUUCUACGUUCAGGAGAACGAGAAAGCCCCCGAGCCCAAGCAGAAGAAGAACAGAGAGCUCAAGACCGACAUCAUGCCCCUGGUCAACAUGAAGAACCCUGAAGGUUGA
This is a messenger RNA of Aureobasidium uvarum, 513 nucleotides long. NCBI's taxonomy places the organism in Eukaryota, Fungi, Ascomycota, Dothideomycetes, Dothideales, Saccotheciaceae. The record is from the annotation of a GenBank genome assembly.